AUGAUUAUGACCGGAAGCCACUCAUAUAUAGCCAAAUACACGGUCUAUGACACGAAAUCACAUAUAGGAGUACCGCUAGUGAUGCCCGACUCGUCUGAAUACCUACAACACGCCGGUUGGGCACCAAAUGCUAAUCAACUCAUUGUAAUCCAUAAAAACAACAUUUACUUCUACUUCCGAAUUGGGGACCAACCCAUUCAGAUCACCACUAAUGGUAGGGAGGGAUUCAUAUACAACGGCAUUCCAGAUCUCAUGUAUGAGGAGCACAUACUUAAGACACAUCUGACGUAUUGGUGGCUAAACGACGGCUCCCGACUCUGUUACGCCUCCUUCGACAACACACUUGUCGAUCAGAUGCCAUACAUUAUAUACGGGGCCACAAACGCCAGCUCUCAGUCCAGACCAUUAGCAGUAGGUGGUGGCGGAGACAACGACUACCCCAAAGUCUAUACCUAUCCAUACCCUAAGCCGGGUCGUGAGAUAUCUAAAGUGACGUUAACAGUGGUUGACAUAAGUGCGCCCAAUUACGUGCGCGCCCGUACACAAGUGAUACCACCCGACGAGAUAAGGGGUUGGGAUCACUACAUAACAGCACCGGUAGUGUGGAUCACCAAAACAAGCAUAGCUGUGGUCUGGUCCCGAAGAUCGCAAAACUAUACCGUCGUUAGUAUAUGUAAAGAGGAGACCAAUUGGGUCUGCAAUAAGUUGAUUGAGGAACAGUUGAGUGGACCCAAGGGGUGGCUGAUGGUGGACGAGGGGCCGGUAUUCUCGGACGACAAGAAGUAUAUGUUUAUGCGACUGCCGGUGGCUGACGGCACGUUUGGUACAUACGAUCACAUCGCUAUGAUAUACACCGAAAGCGGGAAAAAAUAUUUCUUAACCCACGGCCAGUUCGUUGUCACCAAAAUAUUCGCCUAUCGAUCCGAUUUGCAUACUUUAUACUUUGCGGCCACAGUAUAUAACGAUCCCGGGAGCAGGCACAUAUUCUCGGUGACGGACAUGAAUUCUCUGAACCCAAGAAAAAUUGAAUGCCUUUCAUGUAAUGCUAGCGAAAAAUGUUGGUUUAAUAACGCGAUAUUCAGCCCUAACGGACGCUAUUAUGUAUCCGAGUGUUUAGGGCCUGAGAUUCCGACAAUACAUCUGUUGUCAGUCGAUGAAAACAAAUUCAUUGAAACUCUGGACACGACCGCAAAAUUGCGGACAGAAUUGGAGACAAAGAUGAUGCCUAAAAUAAAAUACCUAACGAUUCCCAACGAUAAGGGGCCCGACAUUCGAGUGGAACUCAUUUUACCCCAAAGUCUCAUUGAAGACGAAGACACCAAAUAUCCAGCGGUUAUUGAAAUCAAUAAUCUACCGAACACUCAAUCAGUGAACUACGAGUACCGACUCGAUUGGUCCCGAUAUUUGACGAGUAAAAAGGAUUACAUCACUAUUCAUAUCGACGGCAGAGGCACCGGAUAUCAGGGAAACCGACAUAUGUUUGAAGUAAUCGGGGAAUUAGGCAAAGAAGAGAUCCACGACUUGAAGAUUGCCAUUAAUUAUCUGAAAAAGAAGUUGCCGUACAUUGAUGAGGACAAGAUCGUGGUGUGGGGCCGGGACUACGGGGGCUUCAUAACCAUGUCAUUGUUGGCCACCACUGAGCCCACCACAGAUAAGAAACACCCAAAUAUGGACAUGGUCACCUGUGCCAUUGCUGUCACUCCCAUAUCAAACUGGAAAAAUUAUUUGUCGGUGUUUUCCGAGCGCUAUAUAGGACAGCCCUACUCUAACUAUGACAUCAAUUACCAGAACUCGCGAUUGACUCAAAUAAUUGAACAAAAACACAACAAUCUGAAGAAGAAGACAUUCCUCUUAGUUCACGGCACGAGUGAUAAACGGGUGAACAUCGACCACACAAUGCUACUUAUGAAGGAGUUGACCGAUAAGUCGAUUCAGUUCAAAGUCCAGUUGUAUCCGGACAGUGGUAUCAUAGAGUCGUGGGAGCGGUCGGUUCGCAAGCACUUCUACCUAACAAUGGAGGACUUCUUUGCCAAAUGCUUCCAAGUGGAGGACCAGGAGGAGGCCCUCGAUCUCAUCAACUUAACCCCGUGGAAGAAGAAUGCGCCCAAAGUAUAGGUGCCACUAAAUCCUUGUAAUGUAUCGUACGGUUGAAUGUAAUUCAAUAUAUUUUGAGCCAUUUGUCAUCUAUUCCUCUGUCGCCAAAGAUAUGAGUGACACAAAAAUGUUUGUCUCUUUUGAAAACAUAAGACUCUAAUUAUUUGAUAACAUAUUUAAUCGCUUUUUAUAUGGAUUUAGUGAAUACGCCUUCCAUUCAAACACAAUGAAAGCUAAUGUAUUGUAUAAUUGAGAUGAAAGGACUUUUAGUUGAAUAUCAAUCCCAUUUCAUCUAGUACACAGUAAUUCAGA
Molecule: messenger RNA, 2406 nt
Organism: Oppiella nova
Lineage: Eukaryota; Metazoa; Arthropoda; Arachnida; Sarcoptiformes; Oppiidae
Source: the annotation of a GenBank genome assembly